Molecule: messenger RNA, 5675 nt
Organism: Thamnophis elegans (Western terrestrial garter snake)
Lineage: Eukaryota; Metazoa; Chordata; Lepidosauria; Squamata; Natricidae
Gene: SEC24C
Product: SEC24 homolog C, COPII coat complex component
Exons: 24
Coding region: 371-3847 (1158 amino acids)
Biological process (GO): intracellular protein transport; endoplasmic reticulum to Golgi vesicle-mediated transport; COPII-coated vesicle cargo loading
Cellular component (GO): COPII vesicle coat; endoplasmic reticulum exit site
Molecular function (GO): zinc ion binding; SNARE binding
Source: RefSeq, a predicted model, not a curated record
GGGAGCGCCCGGCCCAGGAACCGGAAGUGGUCAUCGCCGGGGCCGCUGGCUGUGGUGAGUCCUGGGCCCGAGUGCUGGUUCCUGGCGCGGGCGGCCCGUCGGCGUAGAGAGGGGGCCCCGCUGCGGCUUCCUAGCCGUCCGGCCCGGGCUCACGUUUGCAUCUGCCGGCCGGCUCCCACUGCCUUCGACGGGGCUCCGGAUUGGCCUGGGCCCUUCCCGCCGGCUCGUGCAGGAAGGGGUCACAUCUUCCCCUUGGCCCCUUCCCUGAGGGCUCUGGGUGGGAGCAGUUGAGGGCAGCUCCUGCCUCCCUUCCACACGUGUCCGGGGCCUGUUCGUGAUGGGUGAAGAGUAGCCUGGGGAUGUGAACAUAAUGAGUGUCAACCAGCAAGCUCACGCAGGGCCUCCUUAUGGGCAAUCACAGCCUGGAUAUGCAAAUUACAUGCAGCCUGACUAUGGAGGACAGCAAAUGCAAAGUGUUCCUGCCUCUCAGUACGGUGCUCACAAUGGCCCAGGGACAGGAUACCAACAAGCAGGCCUUCCCCAAGGUUACUAUCCUUCCUUGGGGUUUCCUUCUAAGAAUCCUCCUGUCUCUCUUGAUUCUGAAGCUUCCUUUGCUCCUAACUUCCUAGGUCCUGUAAGAGCUCCUCCCACCUCAUCUGGAGCAUCUGCAUCAACAUCUGGAACAUUAAUCCCUUCUGAACAACCUGCCUAUAGUCAGUUUGGACAAGGAGAUGUACGAAAUGGGAUAUCUGUUUCUACAGUUCCCGUGCAAAGAUCAUCUGCUUCUCAACAGUUCAUGGCGGGCCCAGCACCUCCUUCUAUGGCUCACACUCCUGCUUUCCAGCAAUAUGGACUGCCUCCAACUAGCACCCAACAGCUGACUAGUCAGGUGGCAGAAAUGCAGAUAGGCAGAGGAUCCUCCUCUGUCCCAUCCCCAGCUGGACUGGGCUAUGGUCCUCCAACAUCGGUUACACCAGCCUCAGGAAGUUUUACUGCACCUGGAUCUGGGCAAUAUAUGUUAUAUUCAGGCCAAGGACCACCACCUCCCAAUAUAUCUCAUGGAUUGCCUCCUACCACCUUGUCUCAGGGUCUUCCAAUAGCUCAGCCACCUAUAUCGGGUCCAUCAGCCCUGCAUACGUCUGCUCAACCUCCCCUAUUUGCUCCCCCACCUUCAGCUGCUGGGGUUGGAAUAUCCAGUUAUCCUGCUGCUGCGGGGAUUUCAAGGCCUCCCACAAUGCAGGGUGCAUUGUUGCCUGGACAACCAGUUACUAGACUGCUCACUUCCCAGCCAAAUCAUGUGACCUCACCACCACCUCAACCACUUAUGACAGGACCACCUCCUGGGCCACCAGUAACAGGAUUGCAGGGACCACCUCCUGUCCAUCCUUCACAACAAGGAUAUGCACUGCAGCAAAAUGGUUCUUUUGGGCAAAAUAGAGGAACUCAACCAGUGUAUGGUGCAGCUUUCCCUGGAUCAGCAAAUUAUGGGAGUCAGCCUGCAGCACCACCUCCGCCCAAACGACUUGACCCGGACUCCAUUCCUAGCCCUAUUCAGGUUAUUGAAGAUGACAGAAAUAACCGUGGGUCAGAGCCAUUCAUCACAGGAGUACGUGGGCAAGUCCCACCUCUUGUCACUACAAAUUUCUUGGUGAAAGAUCAAGGUAAUGCAAGUCCCCGCUACAUAAGAUGUACUUCUUAUAAUAUUCCCUGCACUUCUGAUAUGGCUAAACAAUCUCAAGUUCCUCUUGCUGCAGUCAUAAAACCGUUGGCUGCACUUCCCUCAGAAGAGACCCCUCCUUAUUUGGUGGACCAUGGAGAAUCAGGUCCCAUUCGGUGCAAUAGGUGCAAGGCGUACAUGUGCCCUUUUAUGCAGUUCAUUGAGGGAGGAAGACGAUUCCAGUGUUGCUUCUGUAGCUGUGUUACUGAAGUGCCAUCUCAUUACUUCCAGCAUUUGGAUCACACAGGCAGGCGAGUGGACUACUAUGACAGACCUGAAUUAUCACUGGGCUCCUAUGAAUUUCUAGCUACUGUUGACUACUGCAAGAAUAAUAAGUAUCCCAACCCUCCUGCUUUUAUUUUCAUGAUUGAUGUGUCAUACAAUGCAGUACGUAGUGGCUUGGUCAGACUGAUAUGUGAAGAACUGAAGACUCUCCUGGAUUACCUCCCGAGAGAAGGAACUACAGAAGAAUCAGCCAUCCGGGUGGGUUUUGUCACCUACAAUAAAGUUCUACAUUUCUAUAAUGUCAAGAGCUCCCUUGCACAGCCGCAAAUGAUGGUUGUUUCGGAUAUAGCAGAUAUGUUUGUACCUUUGCUUGAUGGCUUUCUUGUGAAAGUGAAUGAGUCUCGCACAGUUUUUACCAGCCUGUUGGAUCAAAUCCCAGAAAUGUUUGCUGAUACAAGAGAAACAGAAACAGUCUUUGCUCCAGUGAUUCAGGCUGGCAUGGAAGCUCUAAAGGCUGCAGACUGUGCUGGCAAGCUUUUCAUAUUUCACACAUCGCUGCCUAUAGCAGAGGCUCCAGGAAAACUGAAGAACAGAGAUGACAAGAAACUGGUGAACACUGAUAAAGAAAAGACUCUGUUUCAGCCUCAAACAAAUUUCUACAACAACUUAGCCAAGGAUUGUGUAGCCCAAGGCUGCUGUGUGGACCUUUUCCUUUUCCCAAAUCAGUAUUUGGAUGUAGCUACCUUGGGGGUUGUUCCGUAUCAGACUGGUGGCUCUGUUUAUAAAUACACAUAUUUUCAGGUGGAAACAGAUCAGGAACGCUUCUUGAAUGAUUUACGUAGAGAUGUUCAAAAAGAAAUUGGAUUUGAUGCUGUGAUGAGAGUACGUACUAGCACAGGUAUUAGAGCAACAGACUUCUUUGGUGCUUUCUGUAUGAGCAAUACAACAGAUGUGGAAUUGGCAGGCUUAGACUGUGACAAAACAAUCACUGUGGAAUUUAAACAUGAUGACAAGCUAAGAGAAGAGAGUGGGGCCUUGCUUCAGUGUGCUGUAUUAUAUACCAGUUGUGCAGGACAGAGGCGUCUGCGCAUUCACAAUCUCUCCCUGAACUGCUGCACACAGCUGGCUGAUCUUUAUAGGAACUGUGAGACAGACACACUUAUCAACUUUUUGGCUAAAUUUGCGUAUCGUGGAGUACUGAACAACCCAGUCAAAACCGUGAGAGAUUCAUUGAUCAAUCAGUGUGCCCAGAUCUUAGCAUGCUAUCGAAAAAACUGUGCUAGCCCUUCUUCUGCUGGACAGCUGAUUCUUCCUGAAUGCAUGAAACUGCUCCCUGUGUAUUUGAACUGUGUUUUGAAAAGUGAUGUGCUCCAGCCUGGGUCCGAGGUCACCACUGAUGAUCGCGCCUACAUCCGCCAGCUAAUCAGCUCUAUGGAUGUUGCAGAAACUCAUGUUUUCUUUUAUCCUAGACUGUUACCACUGACCAAAAUAGAUUACAGCAGUGACUCCUUACCAAUAGCAAUCAGAAACUCAGAAGAACGUCUCUCCAAGGGUGACAUAUACCUACUAGAAAAUGGCCUGAAUAUAUUUUUGUGGGUAGGAGUAAACGUUCAACAAGGGCUGAUCCAAAACCUCUUUGGAGUCUCAUCUUUCAGCCAGAUCAACAGCUCUAUGUGCACACUACCAGUUUUGGACAAUCCCUUUUCAAAAAGAGUGCGAUCCACUAUUGAUUUAUUCCAGGCUCAAAGAUCACGCUACAUGAAGUUUAUCAUUGUGAAGCAGGAAGACAAACUGGAUCUGCUGUUCAAACACUUCUUGGUGGAAGAUAAGAGCAUGAAUGGGGGGGCUUCAUAUGUGGACUUCCUCUGUCACAUGCACAAAGAAAUUCGCCAAUUGCUGAGCUAGAGUCAGAAUUAUGCUGGAUGCCAGCACUUGACACCUGUAGGUUCACUGACUGCCUCAUAAAGCGACCCUAUCUCCUUUUGGAAGGACUAUAGAAAAACCUGUAUAAUUCCAUAAUUUUAAUAUACUUCAUAAAGUUUCAGCAUCUCCCAAAACCUUUGAGAGAGACAUGAACAGUCAAAACAUCUACUUAGGGUGAUGAAAAACAUUGAUUCUGGGUCCUAAACCUACAUCACUUACUAAGAUUGGCAGAAAUCUACAUCAUUUUUCUCCUGACACUCGAGUUCCUUUGAGUUAAUGUACGUGAUUCUGCAUCAGAAGAAAAAGCAAUUGUUCUCCAAAAUUAGAUGGUGAUGCAAAGUUUGUGUAUGUGAUAGUCUUUAUGAAAAGAAAAUGAGCCAAAUAGAGAAAGAUGGGUGGUCGGCCCUAUCCAGUUGGGAGGUGGAUGUCAGAUAGGGUGGCAACUUCUUAAAAUUUGAGGAUGCAAUAUACUGUAAUCAAAUUAUAGAAUGGUGUCUUCUUUAAAAAAAAAUCCCAAAUUUUGAGCUGGGGGAAAAAUUGACAUGCCUUUACUCUGUAAUUGUGUUGCUACACAAAUUUGCCUUGAAAUAAGUAAAUGGAAACAAGCAGGUCCUGUCUCUAGGAAAGUUAAAUCUUUCUUUGGUUGGUGUGAACUGGUAUUGCCAUUACUCCUUUGAGAAAAGAAGCAUCUUUUUGCCAGUGUCUUGUUUUGUCUCUUUUUUUCCUAUUCGCAUGCUAGGUUUUAAUUAAGUAUCUUGAAGAAGAUGACCAUGAUUUCUCCUUUAAAAGAAAUGUUUUAUAACAAGAUGUCAAAAAGUGGCAUAUAAAUAUGCUUGGAGAUGGCUAGGUUGAGUUGUAUCCAAGAAGCACUGAAGUAUCUGAGGUCUCCAUAGAGAAGAAAUGCUCAUACCGCAAAGUUCAAAUCAUGCCACUGAUGUUCAGGCUCUUAAUAGCUCCAGAUGAUUUUGGUCAUUGGUAAAAUGACAAACUGGUUCGUUAGUGUAGGAUAGUCAUAACUGAAUUUUAGUCUUCAGGCUCAGUCCUAAAUUUGGCCUAGUUGAUAGGCAAUCUUCCCAUUGAUAAACCAUUGCUCUGGCUUCAAAUAGGCCAAAGGAAUUCUGAUAGAAAAAUGGAAUGCAUUUCACAGACUCAAUAUAAAGGCUCAUUUAUUUGUAGAAGGAGAUUACUUAUUUUUUUAAAAAGGCUACAGUUAGAUUGUCUUGCAGUGUUCAGGAUGUAUUAAGGAAAUAGCAACAUGGAAUUUUGAGAAAGGGUGGGGGGACAGAAAGGAAGAGGCUUGCCUAGGCAAAUUGUGAGUUGAGACUGAAUAUUUGAAAUUGAAAGUUUUAUGUACAUGAAUGAUUAAAUAUUCAGGAGUAUAGUUUCUUAUCCCAUGAUCUAUUUUGUGUUUGUGUGUAUGUGCGUGCGUGCGUGAAAGAAAUUGUAAAUAUUUUGUUUGAUCUAUUGCAGCUUUCCCUUUCAUCAUAUAGCCAAGAAAUCUACACAAUUUGCUCUCAAGGUUUUUUUUCCAAAAGAUUCAUAAAGAUUUCAGGUGUGCUUGAGAUUGCCCUUCUCCCUCUUGCCAAAUAUAUUAUCCCAACCAAAAUUUGGAAAUCUUUGAAACAAAUAAACAACAUCCAUCCUCAAAACAAGAGUCAACUAUGAAACUUUCAGAAUUCUAAUUUCUAGAAUUUAAAUUUCAAAAAGUUAAGUGUAUUUUCACUUUUUUUCAAUUCAUCUUUUAAUUUGUAAAAAAUUAUAUAAAGAUGUAUUUUAUGUCAUUGUUAGCAAAUAAAUACUAAUUAUUUUU